Molecule: messenger RNA, 3842 nt
Organism: Stereum hirsutum FP-91666 SS1
Lineage: Eukaryota; Fungi; Basidiomycota; Agaricomycetes; Russulales; Stereaceae
Exons: 9
Coding region: 1-3210 (1069 amino acids)
Biological process (GO): nuclear division
Cellular component (GO): nucleus; cytoplasm
Molecular function (GO): mRNA binding
Source: RefSeq, a predicted model, not a curated record
AUGGACAUCUAUUCCACCGCCUUCACCUACCCCCGCCGCAACCGCACCUCGCCCAGCCAGAACCACUCGGACGCCUAUCCAUCCGCUCCUUUCCCCACUUCCUCAAACUCAACCUCCAACAACAGCCCUAGCUCGACCACAAAUGGACACACGAACAACGCCAGCGACGCACAGCUCCUCGCGCCUUCACAAGCCGACGCCGAAGCAGUCCAGAAGCUCGCGAUGAUGACCAUGGCCACUCAGGCCUGCCAUGUCUCUUAUGCUUCUGCCGACCAGGCUACUGCCUGGAAUUUUCUCGUUUCGGGGACGUAUCAGCAGAACCGCGCCUCCAUCAAAGUGACGCGCUCCGAAGUUCUUGACUUCCCCUCCUCGAAACCCGCACUGAAGCCGGAGGUUCGUCGCCGACUAGACGACAUUGCCUCUCAAACACUCGCACACAUUGCCGUCGUCAACUCUCCAUUCUCGCUCUCCACACGAACGCCGCCGGACGGCAUAAGCAGUAGCGCCGGAUGGUCUGGCUUGGAGACGGAGCGCGUAUGCGAGCUUGUCAUCACCGGACCGGGAGACUCGGUAGACAUUGCGAGGGUGAGGUUGUUGGUGAUGCUCGAUGAACUGAAUGGCCUGCAUGCCGAAGUGUGCGAGAUCGACCAAAAGCUUCAGGCUAUUGUCGCGGGCCGGAAACGACAUAUGCUACAGUCAAUCCAAGAGGAGACUGCGACAAACAUAUACUACCCUUCCCCAUUGCACGGCUUUGUCGGUCCUGACGUGGCGAAUAUGUCUGCGGUUCCUUCAACGCCUGGUAGCCCACCUCGAUUGAACAAGAAUGCUAUUCGGAUCACUGGAGAGUUCUUUGGCGUUCAGAGGGCGCGGGACAUGUUGCUCCAGGUUGCACUGACAAAGAGCAAGGGCGUCAUCUCUCGAGACACUGCGAUUCUACCACGCAAGCUGGAUUGGAUGGUCACAAACCGAGCUGACGAUCUCAAAGCCGUCAUGCACGACAAUGCGACGUUCAUUCAUUUCCCUCCCAUCGGUAGCUCAACCAGUAUGAUUACCGUCUAUGGCGAUCACAGAGUCAAUAUUCAACGCACCAUACGAUCGGUUAUGCAACUUGCAUGUCAAUUCUACAUCGCCUCAUUUUGGCUACUUCCAACGCAAUUCAAUGUCCUAUUACCGCCCCCGAGCCUUAACACCACGCAAGUCACGAACAUCAUCAAGCAAGUUUCUGCUGCGACAGGCGCGGAGGUCGUUUUCAAGAGCAUGUGUUUCGAGAUGCAUGGGCUUGAGCACGAAGUCCGCAACGCAGUCAACAUGAUCUUGGACCUCGACAUCGUCAAGGCCUUCCAUCACGAGAUACGCUUCCAGAUCGAGCUCGCGAACGAACACCGCGAGUUUAUUAGCGGGAAGAAGAACGGAAAAAUUAACAAGAUCAUGCAAACGACGAAUGCGAAGAUUAAAUUCGAAACCUUCAACGACCACAACUUCUUGAUUGACAUUGCCGGUAAUGACGCUUCCGUCCUCCAGGGGCUCACCCUCCUCCAAGAAGAACUUCCCGCGGAGAUCUCGUUCCACGUGCCGGAAUCGUAUCACAAGCGGAUUAUUGGCGUGGGUGGGAGGAGCAUCCAGAGGAUCAUGAAGAAGUAUGGGGUGUAUGUCAAGUUCAGCAAUGCGGAGGAGUUCGCGCAGUUGGGUGGAUAUAAUGACAAUGAGGACAACGUGGUGGCGAGGACGCCUGCGAAGAAUGCUAUCAAUUUGGAUAAUUUGAAGCAGUCGGUGAUGGAGCUCGUUAAUCCCAAGGACAAGGAUUAUAUGAGCGAGGCUGUGGCGGUCCCGAGGAAGUACCAUAGGACAUUACUCGGCGAGAAGUGCAUCUUCAUCCACGACAUUGAAAACAAGACGAAUUCUCGCGUCCGAUUCCCAGACAAGGAGAACGCCUCGGACUGCAUCACCAUCUUCGGCCCAGAAUCUCAAAUCCAAAUCGCCGCCACAAUGCUCUUAGAGCACGUCCCCUUCGAAGCCGACAUGGCCGUCCCCCCUCAACCCGAUCUUCCCCGUAUCUGCAGUUCCCCCGAAUUCAACUCUUUCGUCGAACAGAUCAAACGAGACCUCCAAGUCGUCAUCUCACCGAACCUCAAAUCCCUCGGUGCCUCUGGCGGUGCGGAAACACCAUCAGAUUGCUCGUUCAAGUUCCGGUGUCAGAGGAGCAACAGCGAUUUUCUCGUCACGGCGAGGGAGAUGCUUGAGCAGUUCUUGCUGAAUCAUAAUAUUCAUGUGUAUCCGUCGCCAACGUCUCAUACACAUAAGAGGGGCGACUCGUUCGCGGAGGCGUUCCCGCAUUUCGAUAGCAAGGUGUUGUCGACGAUGCCCAGGACACGUGGCUCCGCCGACCUCUCAAGACCGGAACCCAUGAUCGACCGACGACUGAGGCUCGCCAGUUCGUCUCCCGACGUUAAAGCUCUCUUCAAUAACUCACCUCAGUACAUCUACCACCUCGACGAAGCUCAAGAGUCCCUUGACAGCCAACCAAACUACCCACCCAUCCAACCCCAAGUGAACGAUUACUGGAACCCUCAAGGCCAACCGCCCAUGAUUCGACACGGUCGUUUCCUCUCCAUGUCGCAUGUCAACGACGAAAUGUCUCCCGCGUCUGGUGUCCCACCUCACGCGAGAUUCGGACUUUCGCCUGACGACAUUCCGGGUAGUUUCCAUCGUGGUUCGGAUUCGUUGCUCGAGGCGAAGCUGAAGGACCAGAUGUCGAAACCGAAUCGGAGUCUGACGAACAGGGCUCAGUCUCUCGAUCUCACACUCUCGUUGCAGAGGAUCACAGAGUCUGGGGCGAGGUACGGACCCGGUGGCCCGCCAGAUUCACCGACCAACUCUUUAGGCGAGACGGCGCACAGCUCUAGCCCGACGUCUGCCACGGGGCCUUCGUUCCCCUCCGUCUAUGGUCCUCCUUCUGGAUCCGGAGGGCUCCACCAUAACAAUCAUCAUCACGGACACAGUCACAGUAUAAGCCACAGCCAUACGCAUCCACACGGAAGGGGGCUUAGUCCGGGUGACAUGAACGGAGGGGGCGUGGGUGUUGUUGGCGGUGGGCCGGGGAUGAGGAGUCAUGGUGGCACGCCGCAAGGUUUCAGGAGGAGCAGGUUGUUGGAGGAUGAGACGGUGGAUGACGACGAUGUGUCGAGGGUGAUGUCGAAUUUGGGCUUGUGAGUCCUUGCUAGAGAGUUUGAUGGGUGAAGUGCCUACUGUAGUCGUCUCUUCCACUCUUUCAUCCCUUCGUCGUCGGUGAGGUCGAGUGUUGUUGUGCAAGUAGUUUAUUCACGUGCUUGCUCGCUGGUUCGCGCUUCGAGGUUGGACGUGCGCAUCUUUUUCGCCUUUCUUCUUUCUCGCGACGCCAUACCUUACGUUCGAGGCAAGCAUUCCUAAAAGUCCGCUUACACUUCUUCUUUUCCAUAUCGUGUUCUCUGCGCCUUUCGACUUCUACUCUCGAAGCCGUUUAUCUGUCUGUCCGUCUGGUCUGGUCUGUACAUAGCCCGGGAAGGGGCACGCGGACUUCCUCAGCCUAUUCCAUUGAUUCAACCCAAUUUUGCCUAUCACCAAUUAGCUUUGUUCAUAACCAUCUUCGUCUUCAUUUCUGCACUUCCUUAUGGGUCAUCGCCUUGUAUGUCUCUCCCUUCAAUUCACCGUUCGAUCUGUCCGCAUCGUCACCAUAUUGUCGGCCGCUGCGCUUUCUUCGACUUGAACCUCAUCUUAUUCCACUUCAGUUACCUUCGUUUUUCUUUCCCUUCCAUCGAACCAUAGUCGUCGUCGUCGUCAUAUACAGUGUUCAAUGUUCAAUGUCC